CCCGAGCGCCAGACGCGGAGCUGGGAAAAGAGAGGCAGAGGAGGCGGAGGCGGAGGCAGACCCGGGCGCCGAGACCUACCGACAGACCGGCGGGGCUGGGCCACGCAGACCCGGCCCAGCGAGUUCCCCCCGCGACUCGAGCACGGUCCCCGAGAGCCGGCCUCGGACUGGCCUGGGAGCCAGAGGCGCCAGAACAGAUCCCGAAUCAGGCUUUCCUGGGCUUCCGACGAGGGCUGGCCCUUCGGAAGGUGCCUUCUUCAACAGCAGGACCAGGCAGGCCACCAUGACCGAGAACUCCACAUCCACCCCUGCGGCCAAGCCCAAGCGGGCCAAGGCCUCCAAGAAGUCCACAGACCACCCCAAGUAUUCAGACAUGAUUGUGGCUGCCAUCCAGGCGGAGAAGAACCGUGCUGGGUCUUCGCGCCAGUCCAUCCAGAAGUACAUCAAGAGCCACUACAAGGUGGGUGAGAACGCUGACUCCCAGAUCAAGUUGUCCAUCAAGCGCUUGGUCACCACUGGGGUCCUCAAGCAGACCAAAGGAGUGGGUGCCUCGGGGUCUUUCCGGCUGGCCAAGAGCGACGAGCCCAAGAGGUCAGUGGCCUUCAAGAAGACGAAGAAGGAAGUCAAGAAGGUGGCCACGCCAAAGAAGGCCGCCAAGCCCAAGAAGGCUGCCUCUAAAGCCCCAAGCAAGAAGCCCAAAGCCACCCCAGUCAAGAAGGCCAAGAAGAAGCCAGCUGCCACGCCCAAGAAAACCAAAAAACCCAAGACUGUCAAAGCCAAGCCAGUCAAGGCAUCCAAGCCUAAGAAGGGCAAACCAGUGAAGCCCAAAGCCAAGUCCAGUGCCAAGAGGGCCGGCAAGAAAAAGUGACAAUGAGGCUUUCCUUGUGGACACUCCUGCCUGUCUCCUAUUUUCUGUAAAUACUUUUCUCCUUUCUUCUCUCUGAUCCCCAUCUGCAACCCUUUGCCCCCUUUCCUUCUGACUUUAUAAAGAGACAGUUUGUAUUCCUCCGAAAUUAGGGAAUAAUUCAUUUUUCCUUAACCAAUGAUGCAAGGACAGCAACAACAAAUCUCAUCUCUGUAAUGAUGAGAAUGUACUUAUAUUUUGUUAUGUUGAUUUGUUACUAAUAUGCUUAUGGGUUUGGGGAUUUGGGUGGGU
Messenger RNA from Kogia breviceps (pygmy sperm whale), 1156 nucleotides. It is a transcript of the gene H1-0, whose product is annotated as H1.0 linker histone. The record is from RefSeq and is a predicted model, not a curated record. Gene Ontology annotation, biological process: chromosome condensation; nucleosome assembly; negative regulation of DNA recombination. Gene Ontology annotation, cellular component: nucleosome; nucleus. Lineage: Eukaryota; Metazoa; Chordata; Mammalia; Artiodactyla; Physeteridae. Gene Ontology annotation, molecular function: double-stranded DNA binding; structural constituent of chromatin; nucleosomal DNA binding.